UCACCCUCUCCCUCAUCUCUCUAUCAAUAUAUAAGUCACCUCUCCCUCAUCUCUCUUCAUCAACUAUCGUUUUACAUUAUAUAUCUCAAUGGGAUCAACAGCGACGGCCGCUCUCUUUCUCCUCUUAGCGGCAGUCCCUGCCGUCUUCGCCGUAACUUUCAAGGUCGGCGAUACUUCUGGAUGGACCAGUGGUAUCGAUUACACGACUUGGGUCACGGGAAAGACUUUCAGAGUGGGUGACACUCUAGAAUUCAUAUAUGGUCCUUCACACUCGGUGUCCGUGGUUGAUAAAGCCGGCUACGAUGGCUGCGACAGUAGCGGAUCGACACAGAGCUUCGCCGAUGGAGACACUAAGAUCGAUCUUAAAACCGUAGGAACAAAGUACUUCCUUUGCCCUACUUUUGGUCACUGCCUUGGUGGCAUGAAACUCGCUGUUCUUGUCCUUCCCACCCCUUCUUCUCCACCUUCCCCUCCUUCUCCAUCAUCCUCGCCUCCUUCUCCACCGCUUUCCCCUCGCACUCCGCCCAAAACCAGUUCGCCUCCUCCAUCUACAUCUCCGUCCAAAACCGGUUCGCCACCUCCAUCUGCAUCUCCACCAGCCAGUGGCACACCGGAGUCAGACGAAUCAAUGACCCCUCCACCGUCUCCAUUGACGCCUACGCUGUCUCCAUCGCCGCCAAACGCGGCCUCUAAGGGAGUCAUGAGCUAUGGACUGAUUGGAGUGACGAUAAUAUUGAUGUACGGUGUUAUGACCUAACUAAAUCACUGCAUGGUGGAAACAGAGCAUUUUUUGCUCGAUACAUCUUUUUGUUCUCGCUCGGUCUUUGGAAUCAGAGCAUUUUUUGCUCUUUGUGUGUAAACGUAAUUUUAGUUUUUCAUUGGCCAUUUUUUUU
This is a messenger RNA of Camelina sativa (false flax), 893 nucleotides long. Its product is annotated as uclacyanin-3-like. NCBI's taxonomy places the organism in Eukaryota, Viridiplantae, Streptophyta, Magnoliopsida, Brassicales, Brassicaceae. Gene Ontology annotation, cellular component: plasma membrane. Gene Ontology annotation, molecular function: electron transfer activity. The record is from RefSeq and is a predicted model, not a curated record.